Messenger RNA from Prunus armeniaca (apricot), 312 nucleotides. Lineage: Eukaryota; Viridiplantae; Streptophyta; Magnoliopsida; Rosales; Rosaceae. The record is from the annotation of a GenBank genome assembly.
AUGGGGGUGGCAUUUCUUGAUUCCGAUCAGUGGCAUCCCCCCAUUGCUCCUUAUGGCAAGGCCUCUGCUACCUUUAGCCAGAGAGUUUCCAGGACCUUUCUCACUUCUGUGUCGUCUUCCUCUGAGAAUGCCUCUCUCAAAGCUCAGUUGGCUGCCAAGGAGGAGUAUAUUCAACAUCUUUUGAGCCUCAUUCCAUCCACUUCGACUCCGGCACCUCCUGCUGCUGCUGCUGCUGCAGAUCCUCAGCCUGCUCCUGCCACUGAUGAGGACUCGGAUGACUCUGUGGAUUCUGGUGGUUCUUUGAUCUUUUAG